UAUCUUCGACUCCAACUGAAAUCGUACCAACGUUUAUGUGAUCGUGAGUUUUCCUAUUAUGAAAGUGUCUUAGAAGCUUUGGAGCGGUCCCAACCUAACGUUGAUUAUGAGCAAUCUAUUAAAUCGAUUUCAUUUCGCUUAAAGUCACUGCGUGAUACGAUCUUUUCUAUUGAGGCUGAGAAAAGCGACCUUGUCACACGCAUUGAACAUCGAGUAGCACACGUACACUCUCUGGGAUCUUUCCAAGACACACCGUCUUUGUCGGCUUGGUGCGAUAUUAGAAUGAAAAGGCUCCUAGUGGACUAUAUGAUUCGCUAUGGAUAUACCGAUGUGGCACGCGAUAUAACGUUACAUCAUGGCCUAGAUACUCUAGUGGACCUUGGCCUAUUUCAACGUUUGCUCCAAAUUGAGGAUUCUUUACACUUUCGCGAGGGUGAUGCCUUGCCAAAUUCUUGUGAUGUUGCCCUGGAAUGGUGUUCUGAGAAUAGGGCUGUGCUUCGGAAGAUCAAUAGCAGCUUGGAGCUGGAGCUCAGGCUUCAAGAAUUCAUUGAAUUAGUGCGGCCUGGAACUAUGGAGGGCCGUCGGAAGGCUGUA
This is a messenger RNA of Malassezia sympodialis ATCC 42132, 594 nucleotides long. Lineage: Eukaryota; Fungi; Basidiomycota; Malasseziomycetes; Malasseziales; Malasseziaceae. The record is from the annotation of a RefSeq genome assembly.